This is a messenger RNA of Trematomus bernacchii (emerald rockcod), 2134 nucleotides long. RefSeq lists its product as uncharacterized. The transcript is spliced from 10 exons. NCBI's taxonomy places the organism in Eukaryota, Metazoa, Chordata, Actinopteri, Perciformes, Nototheniidae. The record is from RefSeq and is a predicted model, not a curated record. Bases 940 to 1911 code for a protein of 323 amino acids.
CUGUGGGAACUCUACAGAGGGCUGAGACACGGUCUGUGGGAACUCUACAGAGGGCUGAGACACGGUCUGUGGGAACACAGACAGUGGAAUUGAAAGUGUCAGUUGCUACACAGUUGUCCCGUGGAACACUGAAGUCGGCACACGUGAGGAGCAAAGGCAUCCAGGCCACGGUUUCUUUCCAAAGUGUUUGCACUGAAACUUCCACCUACCCAGAUUUCCCUUUGGCCUCUACACCAAUAAAGGGCCCAGGACUGGGACCUAGGAAGAGACCUCGACUGGAGUUGGAGGAGGAACAAGGAGAGACUUCAACUGAAUUUGAAGAGACUCUGGAUUCGAGUUACCACCCUGAUGAUUCUGUACUUGCAGAAGAAUCUGACGUAUCACUUCAGACACGAUCCACGCACAGUGAAGCAAAGUACAUUGUGUUUGAAAGCUGCCUCGGACAGCUGUUUGAAAAAUGUCCGGUGUGUAAGAGAGACUGUGAUGUCCAAAGACGAAAACUGGGGACUUUUGUGGCGUUCACACAGCGUUGUCCAAGCUGCAGUUACCUCAGACAAUGGGAGAGCCAGCCCGUCGUCGGAAGUACCCCGGUUGGCAACUUACAAUUAUCCGCUGCUACAUACUUCAGUGGUGGUUCCUUCUUCCAACUACAAAAGAUAUGCAGAGCCAUGCAGCUGGAGAUCUUCCAGUAUGAGACCUUCAGGAGGCAUGCUAGGAAUUACCUGGAGCCUGCUAUUAUCCACAAGUGGAAGACUGAUCAGCUGAAGAUUUUCCAGCAACUACACCACCAGGGGGGAAAUGUCACAGUUGCAGGAGAUAUGAGAGCAGACUCUCCAGGGCACUCAGCGAAGUUCGGAAGCUACACACUCAUGCAAGGGAAGCAAUACCAUUGUGGACUUCCAGCUUGUUCAGAGCAAUGAAGUAGGUGGUAGUUAUCACAUGGAAAAGGAGGGACUGAAAAGAUGCCUAGAUCAUCUGGAGUCAAACAAUUUGGCGGUUGAGUACAUUGUGACUGACCGUCAUCCACAGAUCCAGAAGUUUCUGAGGGAACGCAACAUAGAACAAUUCUAUGAUGUGUGGCACUUUGAAAAAGGUUUGUCCAAGAAACUUGUGAAACUUUCACAGAACAAGGACUGCAAGUUGUUGAAGAGGUGGCUGCACAGCAUAAAAAACCAUGUAUACUGGAGUGCGACGAGCACAACCUCGGGGCCGGAGAAGGUGGCAAGGUGGACGUCAGUCGUCAACCACCUACAAAACAUUCACGUGCACGACGACCCCCUAUUCCCCAAGUGUGAACAUCCUGAAAGAGCCACAACAGAUGCAAAUAAAUGGCUAAAACCUGAUUCAAUAACACUCCACAAAGUUGAGAAAAUACUCAACAACACGAGAGUUCUCAAAGAUGUGAAAAAGCUAAGCCAUCACUACCAGACCUCAUCGCUGGAGUCCUUCCACAGCUUGAUUCUGCGUUUUGCCCCCAAAAAUGUGGUUUUCCCCUUCAUGGGAAUGUUGUGCAGGUUGUGUCUAGCAGCCAUGCAUCACAAUGAGAAUGCUGACCGUGAGCAAGCCACAACAGCUGCAGGACUACCUGUGUACAAAUUGGCCUAUCCAAAAGCAAGGAGGGGAGAAUGUACCGCAAAGCCUGUAAAGAAGGACCCUACAUACAUGUACGUGGGUGAGCUGAUGAGGCUGGUGUUUGAGGAAGUAUUUGAGGAUCCAACACCCUUUGUGGAGGAGAUGAAUAAAAUCCCCAUCCCAAAGGACCUGUCUACUCAAUUUGACAGGCCCUCAAAGGAGGAAGUAGUAGCCCGCCAUGUCUCACGUUUUAGUCAAGGGGUGGUCGGAAGCCAACAUACUGUCCUGCCAGAUCAGGAAACUCCCGGCGUAUCCGGCGGACAACACAUGACGGGAUGACCACUCUGAUGCCUCAUCCUAAGAAGCCCCAGCACCAGCUUACAAAGCUGCGAUAGGCAAGAUGCCGAAAACGCCUAUAAGAGGAGGAAUGGAUGAUAAGAUAUAUGUGCUGUCCUGUUUUUCACCCUUACCCUCUGGCUGCUUGAAACACUGAUUUUCCCCACAGGUCCAUCUUAUCUUAUACAGUGUAUAUAUGUAUAUCAAUCAUCAUUUUGUACAUUUC